Molecule: messenger RNA, 2595 nt
Organism: Trichobilharzia regenti
Lineage: Eukaryota; Metazoa; Platyhelminthes; Trematoda; Strigeidida; Schistosomatidae
Source: the annotation of a GenBank genome assembly
AUGAAUUUACCAAUUGUUGAAAAAAUAAAAAGUUUAGAAGCUUUUCCUAAAAUUAGUGAAAAUGAUUAUCCAUCAGGUAUUUACUAUUUCAAUGGUUCAACUCAUUUGGAUUUAAAUCAUUUUGGUAUAUUUCAUACAUUACAAAGAUUUGAUAAUAACAAAUUUACAAUAAAUUUUUGGAUGAAACAUUCACCAAUUUUAUUGAAUCAACAAUAUGAUGAAGGCUUUGCAUCAUCAAAUGGACGUGAGAAUAUUUUAUGCAGUUCUGAUGAAUAUGAAAAGAAUCGACAUCAUUUUGCUGUAUUUUUGCACAACUGUAAACUUGUUGUCCUAAUACGACGUGAACCAAGUAAUGCAUCAAUAUCAGAUUCCACUCAGCUACUUCCAUCACAAUGGCGUUUUGAUGUGGAUGAAGUAUGCGAUUCUAACUGGCAUCAUUAUUCAUUGACUUAUAAUCCACCGAAAUAUUCAUUACAAAAAUCUAUACCAUCUAUGGGAUUAGAUAGUGAAAUUGAACUACAAUUGUAUGUGGAUGGACAAUUAGUUCCAAAUAAUCCUGAAUUAGUCCAAAUAGCUGAAAAUAUGCCAAUGAUACACUUAUCGUCUAGAAAUCAUGAGCAUGUGCGUACUACAGUUGGAGCAUGUUGGCAUGGACGUAGUUCACAAUUCAGUCAACAUUUUUUGGGUUACCUUGCUGGUUUAACAUUUACCAAUGGUUAUAUACAAACUAGUGAAGAAUUACGCUGUCUGCCUAAUUGUGAACCACGUUUAUUUAUAAAUGAUCCAACAUUUGCUACAAAAACUGAUCGUUUCGAUACAACAAGUGUACGAAAUUCACAUUUAAAUAGUAUUAUUAUACAAGCGAAAAGUUUGAAUGAAUUAACAAGUCUUCUAAGAAAAGUAACUUAUUAUAAUCCAAGAUUACAAUAUAAACCAAGAUAUCGACCUGAACCAGUAGCUAUUCAAUUGAAUACAAUGUUCACCUACUCAACUGACUGUGAAAUGCCGUCUACACUAAAUCAAGUUAUCCUGAUUAGUCCAUUGCCACCGACAAAGCAUACAUUAUCUGUACUUGAUGCAUACAAGUUAUCAGCAACACAACAACAACAUCCACAACAGCGGUAUAACAAUGAACAAGCACACCAAAGACCUUUUAGAAACUCGUUAACAGCAAGUAAUCAGACUCAACAAAGUUCGCCUACUCCUCAUCGCCCCCACCGAAAUGAAAUGUCUUCUUUAUCUGGUAUUUCAUUGAUCUUAUCCAAUACAAGAAGAAGUGAAAUCCUCAAUCAAACAUUUACAUCAAGGAAGAUUGAUUCAGAUAAACUGUCGUCAGGAGUUACAAUUUUUCCUGAUUUAAUGUUAUCUUGGAAGGUAUCAUCUGAGAUGAUGAAAUCAUUUAAUAUAUCUUCAGUCUUUCAACAAACAAUUUCAACGUGUUCAAUAAAUUUAUGUAAUAAUAACAAUAAUAAUCAUCUAUCGAAUUUUGAUGGACGUUUACUUUUAAAUUCAGAACUUUUAUAUUUAAAACCAGAAUAUGCAAUAAAUCGUUUAAUAACAUAUCAACGUUUAAAUGGAUUAACUAUAUAUGGCAGUUCAGAUAUAUCAAGUUAUAUGAAUGCUUUAAAACAUGUCCAAUGGAUAUAUAAAGAUAAGCAUAUCAUCCCUUUAAAUAAACGUUGUUUUAAUUUAUCAUGUGAAGCAGCAAUACAAAUUCUAAAAACUGAUAUAAACUUAAUGAGAAUUAAAAGUAAUUCAAUACAAUCUGAAUUUAUUAUUGUUCAUGAGAAAAAUGGUAAAAUCGAAUCUUUGCAUUCAUCGACUGCAUCGUCAUCAUUUGUUGAACCAAGUGCACAACAGCAUUCCGUUCGACUAGCUUUGCCUAAGGCACCUCGUUUGUUAGCUAAACGUCAUACAAAUGAAUUCAGAUCGGAUUUACAUCUCAGCAGUCCUGUUUCACCUACGUGGAAUAAGAGCAUUUUCCUGAUUAUUGGUGCUUCAGUUUUGGCUGUCUUAUUGCUACUAUUUGUUGCUGUUAAUCGAAUACAACGUAUUCAUUCAAAAUCGAAUUAUCAAUUCAAAUCACAAACAAAUAAUCUUCACAUGAUACCGUGUACUGAAGAUAUAUUAAAACAAAUGUAUACAAGUCAACAAUUCAAUGAUGCAGAUGAGACAAUAAAACCGGAAAAAAUAACAAGUGCAGAAAAGUUAAGAAAUUCAAAAAUGAACACUGAUAAUUCACCCAUCGUUAUAACACAACAGAAACAGCCUAAACAGGCACAAAAUGAUCCGUUAAGAGUUAUACCAAAUCCUAUUGUCAAUGAAUCAGAUAUGAAAGAAUUUGAAUCAAAAACUGUUCUACUUGAUGAAAAGCGCUAUAAUGCUUCUUUGAACAUGGCUUCAUCAAUAUAUAAUCAUCAUAAUCAAAGUAAUAAUGAUCCUAAUGAUUAUGAAAGAAGUGAUUCACCAAUCAUUUGUCGUCCUCCAACAUUUGAAUUCUAUGAAAAUCCAUUAAGAUCUGAUCAAGAGGAUGAAGGUGAUUGUGAGUGUUCAUGCUGUGAAGAUGAUGAUGAUAAUGAUGACGCUGCAAAGUAA